Molecule: messenger RNA, 621 nt
Organism: Selaginella moellendorffii
Lineage: Eukaryota; Viridiplantae; Streptophyta; Lycopodiopsida; Selaginellales; Selaginellaceae
Exons: 3
Coding region: 66-443 (125 amino acids)
Source: RefSeq, a predicted model, not a curated record
GCGUCGUAACAUUUCGAUUCGCGAAGAAGAGGGAAGAAAUAGAAGAGAGAGAGAGAGAGAGAGAGAUGGGGAGUUGGAGGCGCAUUUGGGAGGACGAUGGAUGUGCGAGGAGUAGCAGCAACGCUGCAGAUCGGCACAGGGCGGUGAUGGAGCUCGACACCGAUGGCGUCUUCGUCAAUGAUGAUCCGCUGAGGAGGAUCAGAGUGGAGGCGUCUGGUAAUGGGAGGCAAGAUCGGCCGGUUACCAAGAAGAUCACGCUGGUUACCAAGCGCAAGGCUGAAAUUACCGUUUCCUCUUCCCCAGGUAGGUUUGUUCCUCUCUCGCCACGCCACGAUUCAGCCCAUGGGGUGUGCUCUCUGUCUCUCUCUCUUCUGCAAUAUGUUGACAUCACCUCUUACAUUGAUUUUUUGUUUUCUUUCGAGACAUUGAGUUUUCCCUCUUGAUUUGCAGGAUCUGGAGAUCAAAUUGCGCUUAGCGCUGCUGAUAUGAUGGGUAUUUGCUCCUGUUAGACACAGCAUAGCUAUUGAUCUUGUAUAUAAAAAUAGUGGAUUGCUUGGUGAUAGAUUUUUUAUUCAUUAGUGUCAACUUCAUCAAAUGAAGAAUAAUUAAUUUACUUCUUAA